AUGACGGAGUUCGCUCUCACGCACAGGCCAGCGAGCGUUCCGGCUCCCACGCGUCUUUCGCCCCUCCGCCGCUGUUCUCUCUGUCUCCUCCAUUGCUGCCUGCUCCUCCUCCACCCUCUCCGCGUCUUUGCCUGCCCUCUCCACCCCCCUUACCUUGUCUCCACCCGCCCUCUCCGCCCUCAAUCCCUUCCGCGCCCACCCUCUGAAUGUGUUAACGCGUCUACACGGACCCUCUCUGCGUUAACGCGUCUCCGCCCACCCUCUCUACCCCCUCAACUCGUCUCCGCCCGCCCUCUCCUCCUUCAAUCCCUUCUACGCCCGCCCUUUCCACCCUCUCCGCGUCAACGUCAAUGCGUACCCUCUCAACACGUUAACGUGUUAACACACGCCCUCCACGCAUCCGCCCUCUCCGCGCCCUCUCCGCAAAUACGCGUAUCCGCGCUCCCUCUCCGCACGCCCCCUCUCCCUCUCCGCACGCCCCCUCCCCAGCCUCAAUCCCCUCCGCACCCGCCAUCUCCACCCCCAACGUGUCUCUGCGCUCCUUCUCCGCGCGUCUGCCCUCUCCGUGCGCCCUCCCUCUCUGCGUAUACACAUUUCUGUGUAUCCGCAUAUCGCGCGCCCUCUCCACCCGCCCUCUCCGCGUAUACGCAUCCUCCGCGUAUCCGCACACCGUCUCCGCGUCUCCAUCCACCUCCUCCACCUCAAUUCGCACCAGACCAUGUAGUGCCAUUAUAA
This is a messenger RNA of Stereum hirsutum FP-91666 SS1, 735 nucleotides long. RefSeq lists its product as uncharacterized. The record is from RefSeq and is a predicted model, not a curated record. NCBI's taxonomy places the organism in Eukaryota, Fungi, Basidiomycota, Agaricomycetes, Russulales, Stereaceae. The transcript is spliced from 2 exons. Bases 1 to 735 code for a protein of 244 amino acids.